GACGUUAGCAAAGAAGUGUUUAAACUUACGUGUUUGCUUUUUUACAUUCUGCCUAUUUUUUGUCUGAUUAAUUGGAUGUUUUUAUUUACUUUACUGUCAGUGUAAUGUUUUAAUGGCUGAUCACCGAGUUGGCAAGCGAUUCAUUGAACGUACCAUAAACCAUCAACUCUGCACUGGAUAUUAAAAACACCCUAUCGAUUAGCACAGUAAUAGACGAUUGGCGUUUAAGAUAAUAACUUGUAAGUACAAAACACUAGAUACUUCUCUUAUACAAAAUAAUCAUUUAUUGGAUAAAUCUAAGGCAUGUAAACUAAUAAACACAUAAACACGCACUCACACAUUCAUAGUUGCAGGAAGAGAGAAAGUAAGAAAUGGACGAGUAAGAGAAUGAAAAUGUGAAAUACCAAGUUUACAGCAAUAUGUGCAAUUUCAUAGAUAACCAUCAACCACUUCAUAUUAGGCUAUUACAUUUAAUGAGUUUUUAAAUCUCGAAAACGCAAUUGCAGGAAUCAUUAGAAAAUGUAAAGCACAAAACUUUAUUUCUCUUAAUGGUCGGAACAAUCAUUUAAGUUUGACAAGGAAGUCAUCAAACGCCGAGUCUGAGGCGGUGCCCUGUAACGAGCGCAAGUUUGUGGACUGUGCUGUAUGAGGCAGUAAUUUUGAAAGGAAAAGAACAUCCAACAGACUCGAAAGAACUAAAUGAAAACCGAUUGAAGGAGCAUGAACGACUCGUCGCGCUAUUACUUCAGCAUGAAACACAUGGACUACAUAUAUACUAUUGACAAUAACAUAACUUUGAACGCAACGAUCGGCGACAUAAAUGGCACCGGGAUCGCCCAAAUCAUGAUCCCUCAGGAGUUAUUUCUAAUGCUCGGCUUGAUCAGUUUGGUGGAAAACAUCUUGGUGGUGGUGGCCAUCAUCAAGAACAGGAAUCUACACUCGCCAAUGUAUUAUUUCAUCUGUUGUCUGGCGGUGUCGGACAUGCUGGUGAGCGUCAGUAAUGUGGUGGAGACACUCUUCAUGUUAUUGACGGAGCACGGGCUGCUGCUUGUCACGGCAAAGAUGUUGCAGCACUUAGACAAUGUGAUCGACAUUAUGAUAUGCAGUUCUGUCGUUUCCUCUUUGUCGUUCCUGUGCACUAUUGCGGCCGACCGCUAUAUCACCAUCUUUUACGCGCUUCGAUACCAUAGCAUAAUGACCACGCAACGCGCUGUGGCCAUCAUCGCGGUGGUGUGGCUCACUAGCAUCACCUCGAGCUCUUUAUUUAUCGUUUAUCACACUGAUAACGCGGUCAUCGCCUGUCUCGUCACGUUUUUUGGCUUGACGUUGGUGUUCACAGCGGUUCUCUACCUCCACAUGUUUAUCCUGGCGCACGUUCACUCCAGACGUAUAAUGGCUCUCCAUAAGAGUCGCCGGCAAGCCACUAGUAUGAAGGGAGCCAUUACUCUGACCAUCUUGCUCGGGGUUUUCGUUAUCUGCUGGGGUCCCUUUUUUCUCCACCUCAUCCUUAUCCUCACCUGUCCCACAAAUCCUUACUGCAAAUGUUAUUUCAGUCAUUUCAACCUGUUUCUAAUUCUUAUCAUUUGCAAUUCACUUAUAGACCCUCUCAUUUACGCGUACCGCAGUCAGGAGCUGCGCAAGACGCUAAAAGAAAUCAUUUUUUGCUCGUGGUUCUUUGCAAUGUGAGUAAUUCCUUCUGGAUGUUUGUAGGAAACACUUGGAUAAGCAUCUGCGUUAAUAUUUAUGUUAAAGUCCGAUAUUAUUCAGUUUCAUUCUUAGCAAAUUGCAUUCUUAAUGACUCUUAAAGACUCUUUUUUUUUGUUAAAUAAAUAAUUUGAUUUACAUAAAUUAUGUAUCAGUAUGUUUAUAAUUCGUGCCUUAAAUUUAGUUAAAUUAAGGCAUCUCGUAAUGCAUUAAUUGCAUAAAAAAAGAGAAUAAAAAUACAGAUUUUCAUAAUGAAAAAUGCCAUGCACAAAGAAGAGAGAGUGUGUGUGUGUGUAAUAUGUCAAUGUUAAAAGUAUUAGAAAUUACUGUUUGGAAACUAGUUUGGCUUUAAUUGUA
Molecule: messenger RNA, 2061 nt
Organism: Puntigrus tetrazona (Sumatra barb)
Lineage: Eukaryota; Metazoa; Chordata; Actinopteri; Cypriniformes; Cyprinidae
Gene: mc1r
Product: melanocortin 1 receptor
Exons: 2
Coding region: 721-1686 (321 amino acids)
Biological process (GO): G protein-coupled receptor signaling pathway
Cellular component (GO): membrane
Molecular function (GO): melanocyte-stimulating hormone receptor activity
Source: RefSeq, a predicted model, not a curated record